GUGGCUAGAUUAAUAAUGGAGUCUGAUCUAAAGAGAUGGUUAGCUGAAGGAUUAUCCAGUCAACUGCAGCUGCCAGUUGAUAAAGGAGUAGUAGAGUAUCUAGUUGCUAUAGAUACUAAGGCUGAAGUAGAAGACUACCUGGAGGGUCUUUUAGGUAAAAAGUCUGAUCAGGAUUUUAUACGAGAGUUUCUGCUCCGCUGGACAGCCAUAGUGGAGGAGAGACGUCACCAUGGCAAUGUGGAAAUGAUAGUAGCACACUCUCGACAGGAAAAAGAAGAACUUCUUCUUUUUGAACCAAAGAAGACAACAAAGAAAUCUAAAAAGGAUGUUAAAGAAGCUCCUAAAGCCACAGCCCCUUCCCCUGGAUUUGGUAUACACCCACCACAGAAUACCUCUACUCAUAAAAGAAGUGAAAUGGUUUAAAAGGAGGGAGGGGCUUCAAAGACUAAGUUUGUUCCAUUGCUAAGUGCAGAGGGUGAGUCCCAGUUGAGUAUAAAGUUCCCCGGGAGGUUCUUAUGUCAGUGUCUGGGACAGAAACACGAACUGGUUAAUAAUUGCUUGGAAUGUGGAAGAAUAGUUUGAUAUUCUUAUUUCUUUAUUGGGUUGUGUUGAGAUGAAAGGUUUGUAUUAUACUGUUGCCCUGUAUUUUACUAUUGAUUUAAAUUUUUCUCUUCUCUAAUGAAUAUUGUAUACUUAUAUUCCAUUUAUUAUGUAAAUUUAUUAUCCAAAUUGUACCUCUCCCAAAAAAAAUAAGCAUAGAAACACAAUACUAAAAUUUAUCUUAUAUAAUUUAGCUAAAA
This is a messenger RNA of Amphimedon queenslandica, 800 nucleotides long. Its product is annotated as activating signal cointegrator 1-like. The coding region runs from base 16 to 423 and encodes 135 amino acids. NCBI's taxonomy places the organism in Eukaryota, Metazoa, Porifera, Demospongiae, Haplosclerida, Niphatidae. The record is from RefSeq and is a predicted model, not a curated record. Gene Ontology annotation, biological process: positive regulation of DNA-templated transcription. Gene Ontology annotation, cellular component: nucleus. The transcript has 3 exons.